UGACCCGCUGCAUAAUUUACGAAAAUACAUGUAUAUAAAACUUCCUCGUAUUGAGUGGAGACACAGGUGUACACCCAUGACACCAUACAUGCAACAUUUAUACAUAGUAUAUCAGUAAACCGUUUGGAAUGUUUGUGUACCUAAUUUUGGAUGGCUCUUGUAAAAGGAUACCCUCACUUUCUGUAGAUCUAGAAAAAUGUGCGCCACGUGCGGGCAUAUACAAAGGAGGAAAAUUAAGUCUGACACUUUUAUAUAAAGUGCUGGUAUUAGACUCGAUCCUUGUGGAUUGUGACAGGAAGAGAGUUUACUGGAGCUGUGAACAGUGUGACAUGGAUAUGAUAUACAGGGCUAGUUCACAAGGAGAGCUUUAUGCAGAAAAUGUACUGGAUUAUUUUGGAAACAAGGAGAAACUGUCUAAAGAAGAAGAACUUCUUAAAAACGAAUCCUUAGAUAAAAUGUUUGAGAAAGCUGAAAGUAUCUUCCACAAUGCAAGUCCAGAAAGUUUUGAAAGUGAAGGCAACGAAUACACAUAUGGUUCUCUCCUCGAAAUACUUCAAAUGUACAUCCUUCCAGAAAUAACUUUUCAAUCAAAACACAGAAAACUCGUGCAGCAAUGUCUAGACACAAUAAAGAAAGAAUCACAAUAUAUUGAAAUGCUCAUUCAGAUGAGUGUACAAACAUUAUCAAACUUGGAAGAAUUACUAGUAAAACAACGAAAGUGCUUGCUUUUGCGGGAAAGUGUUUCUACUAUUCUUAACACCGUGCCAAGGGAUGUGGAUUUUAUACGCCUCUUGUUAAAGCAUGCGGAUGAAGACAUUAAAAAAUUAGAAGGUAUUUUGAUAUUGUUGACUGAGAAGGAGAAAAAAGUAGGACAUUCAACAGACGAAGCAAGACUGAAACUCCUUGUGGAAACUCGCAAGGAAAGAGAUAAAAUUUCAAAUGAAAAGGAAACUAUUAUUUCGGCUGCAGAAAACCUUUUAGAAGGGAUAUCGAAAGAAAACGUUACGACAAAAAGGAAAACAAAAAGUGGGAAGUUAAGACUAUCUAAGUCACAUGUUGACAAACCGGUUUCAUUGUCUGAUAAAUAUGAGAAAUAUAAAAAAGAUGCUGCUGAAAUUGAAACUUUGAGUAAUGAAAUCAAGCAGCAAAUUAAUAUCAAAAUCAGGUUGUCCACUGUCAGACAGUCCGUGAUAUCUGCUCUCAAAUACUUGUAAAUAUAGGUUAUAGAUUAUUUAUUGCUUUAACGGAGCGUAGCGAAGUGAAACGAUAACUGAAUUUAUAGUGAAACAAUGACUGAAUUUAUAAGAAAGUUGAUAAGUGAACUAUAACCUAUUUCUUGUCUAUAAUAAGUUAAUCUGUAUAUAACCAUAAGAAACUAACCUCAAUAACAUACUUUCUGGAUUCAUUAUAUAAAUACUACAUAACCUGGCAAAUAGGUACUGCUUAAUUGGUGUAAUACAUCGAGAGGUGAAAUUCGGAACUCUGGUGACUGACUGGUUGUUUAGACUAUUUUAACAUUUCGGAUUUUUACCACUUCAAGAGGAUGCUUCAGCCUUUUAGUUUAAUUCUUUACAAAAAGAAGAAAAAGGACUUUGAUUCUAACAUUAUUUUUACGGAUUACACCAAACCGUGUUUAGAGCUUGGCGCGAAAACAAUCAUUUCUGCCGUCUGUAGAACUAUAGACUUUGAAUGUUUAAAACUUUUUGCACUUAUCCAAACUUUUCAUACCCUCGAUAAUUUUCAUUAAAUACAAAACAUGUA
Molecule: messenger RNA, 1761 nt
Organism: Mercenaria mercenaria
Lineage: Eukaryota; Metazoa; Mollusca; Bivalvia; Venerida; Veneridae
Exons: 2
Coding region: 129-1214 (361 amino acids)
Source: RefSeq, a predicted model, not a curated record